AUGGUCACCUCACCGCUCUCGCCUCGCGGCCUCUUCCUCCUGUGCCUCGCCGCAGCCGCCACCACCUACGCAGCUCCUGCCCCAUCCCCUGAUGUCUCAGUCUCCUCGUCAUCCAAGUCACCCCGCACUUACCCCAUCGUCAAGAAGCGCACACCGACGCGCACCGGCGAUGACCUUCUCUCAUGGGCGAACAACCACCGUUCCCACCUGCAAGGAAAAUACGGCUUCGAGACUGCCACCUCCUCGUCUUCGAAGCGACGUGACGUGGGUGUCGCCCCCCUGGUGAAUUACCAACACGACUCCACCUGGUACGCCACCUUCGAGGUCGGCACACCUGCCAAAGCCCUGAACCUUGUAUUGGACACGGGCUCGUCAGACAUCUGGGUCUCCGCCUCCAACUUCACGCCCUCGGCCUCCUCCACCUUCAGUAAUGCCUCCUCCGCCUUCUCCAUCACCUAUGGCUCAGGGGCGGUCAAUGGGUACGAGGCGAGGGACACCUUCACCUUGGCGGGGCAUACAGUACCUGGCAUGCCUUUUGCCGUUGCGACGGAGGUGUCGUCCAACUUGGAGGACGAUGUCACCUCUGGAAUCGCUGGCUUGGGCUUCCAAGCACUAAGCAGUGCGAAUUCCGUGCCGUUCUGGCAGGCCGCAAACGAGAGCGAGUUCAGCUUCUACCUGCAGCGUAGCCCCAGCACGGACGAUGUUACCGUCUCCACGGGCGGCUACUUCACCCUCGGCGGAACCAACACCUCUCUGUACCAAGGCGACAUCAACUGGAGCAACGUCAUCUCCAAGACUUAUUGGCUCAUCACUCUCGGCGGCGUCUCCGUAGCAGAUUCUUCCAUCGACAUCGGGUCGACGAACAAGGCUGCCAUUGACUCAGGCACAACUCUGAUUGGUGGGCCAGAGUCGGUCAUCGCCGCCAUGUACAGCAAAAUUGAUGGAGCCUCGGCAAUCGAGGGCGCGGAUGGCUACUACCAAUAUCCGUGCGAUUCGUCCGUCAAUGCCACCCUAACUUUUGGUAACCAGCAGUACAGCUUGGGCAGCGACCAAUUCGAGGUGGCCGCGCUCGACUCGUCAGGAGAAUACUGCAUGGGCGCCUUCUUCUCCGUUGGGUCCACAUCUGCCUCUACGCUGCAGUGGAUCGUGGGCGACGCGUUCCUUUCGUCGGUCUACACCAUCAUGCAGAAUGGAGACACGGCGAGAGUUGGAUUUGCUGCGCUUGCGGAUGGACUGAACGACGGCGGCGCCUCGAGUACGACGGUCGCGAGGACGCAGCCUGCCACAACGUCGGGGGCAGCGCAGCACAAGGCGAUGGCUGCUCAGCUCGCCGUGAUGGCCGUCCUUGCAGCAGUUGUGGGACAAGCGCUCCUUUGCUAA
Molecule: messenger RNA, 1380 nt
Organism: Jaminaea rosea
Lineage: Eukaryota; Fungi; Basidiomycota; Exobasidiomycetes; Microstromatales
Product: acid protease
Exons: 2
Coding region: 1-1380 (459 amino acids)
Biological process (GO): proteolysis
Molecular function (GO): aspartic-type endopeptidase activity
Source: RefSeq, a predicted model, not a curated record